Carica papaya (papaya) is the source of this 674-nucleotide messenger RNA. RefSeq names its product Putative membrane lipoprotein (gene IDA). The record is from RefSeq and is a predicted model, not a curated record. Lineage: Eukaryota; Viridiplantae; Streptophyta; Magnoliopsida; Brassicales; Caricaceae. Gene Ontology annotation, biological process: floral organ abscission.
UUGCCUUCUCUCUCACUUAAAAGUCAGAGAAAACCUCUCCCUUUAUCUCCCCGCUAUACCCAUCUCCCCAAAACGGCUUCAUAUUGAACAAUGUCUCUUCCUUAUUCCUUUUCUUCAUCUUCUUCAUCUUUUAGGCCUAUGCAAAGAAAGCUUCUGUUCACUCUGUGUCUGGUUUUGCUCCUUCUUUUGGGUUCUUGUGAAGCUACAAGGCUCGGCGUAACGAUGAAGGAGGAGACAAAGGUUACGACGAAUGCAGAGAAUCACAGAAGCUGGGACAAGACAAGCUUUGUAUAUAAAGAGCAAUUGUUCAACUUCUUACCCAAAGGGCUUGUACCGCCCUCUGGUCCAUCUAAGAGACACAACUCUCUCAUUCAUUCUACUCCACUACAUUGAAUUUUUCUUUUUAUUAUUUUACUACAUACCUUUUGUCUUGAAAUGGGUUUUGAUUUUUGUCUUUUGGGUUGUUGAGAUUUUAUGAUGAAUACGGAAGAGUUGCAAAGGUUUUGUUCUUUGUGAUUCUGGUGAUACUUAUAGUGUACAUAUAUAUAUACACGAUAGAUUAUUAGAUUGCCCUAUUGAGAGAGAUAUAUGUAUGAAGUUGCUAAGUUGAUACCAGUUAAUAUUUGUAGUAAAUAAUCAUAUUGAAUGGAUUGAGCCUAUUCCAUGAAUUCAAA